AUGAACUACUGGACCACUAAGUCAUCUAAUUGGAUUAAUAAUCAGACUGAUUACUCUAGUCUCAGUGAUUCUCAAUUCCUCUUUGGAUCUCAGUUCUGUCCAGAAAAUUCAGAGACCAUGUUAGCACCCUUGGACUUUGGUACCCACCUGAGAUAUCCAAAACGGUCACAGCAGAAUUCGCUAGAAAGUGAACCUACUAUUUUCACAAAGUACCAGGCAAAACCCCAGCUGUUUGGAGGAGAUAUAAAAGAUGGAGGCUUAUUUCCUCCUGCUUUGUCAGUUGGAAAAUCAAAAGGACUCUUGGAGCAGUUUGAGGAGAAAAAGAAAAGAACAAAAGACAAAUGUGACAGUGAGACUCUAUACAACUUUGUUUCCCAUGUUACAGAAAGCAUUCAUAGGUUGCAGACAUCUGUGGAAAAGUCUGAAGAACAUCUUAGUUUAAGAAGCCAAUCUAUUUUGGAUUCUUUGGGGACUGUGGCCAAGACAUUGCAAGAGACUGCUCAAGCCCAAAAUGACCUGGUAUUUGAGGCAGUACAGGACAAAGGCAACAUGCAGCAGGCCAUCCUUGAGAUGCAGAAGAGAUUUGAAGCUAGACAAGCAGAGUUUAUAGAAAUGAAAUCAAACUUGAAGCACCUUGAAACUUUAGUUGCCCAGCAGAAUAAGGACUUCCAGCAGCUGUGUGACAAGAUAGGCCAGCUGAAUGUGCCCAGUGUCUUAGCAGAGCUGAAGAGUCUGAUCUCAGUGCCUCGGGUACCUGGGCAUGUGAAAGACAACACUUCUCAGACAUCGCCACCUCUGGCCCAGAGCCUCAAUCUUACCAGGCAGGAAAAAUACAUCUCUAAGGAACAAGUUUUAUGGCAGGCCCGGCCCCUCCCUGCUUCAUGGAAUCCUAGUGUAGGCUCCCUGCAGCCUGGAGAAUCAAGUGUCUGGGGUGAUGUAAAGGACAAGGCAGUGCAGACUAACUGCAAGAUUUGGGCCAUUACUAAAACAGAUCCGAAGAACAACAGCUCCAGCAUCCUAUGCCACAAGGUCUCUGGUGACAGGGACCCAGUUUCCCAAGGAACCUCACCAUUCAAGUCUAUGGAUUUUAACAACUUUGCAACCAGCAUUAAGAAUGCCUGCCAAAAAUGUCAAGCCAAAAGCAUGUUUUUGUGUGACCCAUGUGAACAGUUGGCGAUUAAACAGAAAGGCAGGACUGUAGAAAGAGGGAGAAAAGGCAAGAAGCAGCAGCCCAGGAAAGCCCACAGAGGUAGGCUCCUAGCCAAGAAGAGAGAACAAACCCCAAGCAAGACCUGUGCUUUCAGUUCUAAAUAUCAAAGUCUUCAUUCUUCAGUUUCUGGUUCACAAAAGCCCCUCAUGGGGCAGCAGGAACCUCUUGCUCAGCCCCUACAUCCACAGGGCCCCAAGAGUCUCACAAAGUCAGUCUGCCCUAUUCUGGGAGGUACAGUCAUGUCCAGUAAGACAGCAAAGGCAAUGCCCAGUAAGACAGCAAAGACAGGGCAAGGUAGCCUCUUGCAGCUCAGCCAGUCCUCUUCCCAAGACAACAGCCUGCUUUCCAGCAGUUCCCAGAGGGAUCAUCAGAUGAGCUGGUUCAGUGACCUCAACCUUGGAAGUUCAGAGCCCUCUCUGUGCAAGGAUCCAGGAAAGAAUUUGCUCUAUGACUUGGGUUUUGAUAGCAGUGAUGAUGGCUUCUGA
This is a messenger RNA of Nycticebus coucang (slow loris), 1695 nucleotides long. It is a transcript of the gene IHO1, whose product is annotated as interactor of HORMAD1 1. The coding region runs from base 1 to 1695 and encodes 564 amino acids. The transcript is spliced from 7 exons. Gene Ontology annotation, biological process: homologous chromosome pairing at meiosis; meiotic DNA double-strand break formation; DNA recombination. The record is from RefSeq and is a predicted model, not a curated record. Gene Ontology annotation, cellular component: condensed nuclear chromosome. Lineage: Eukaryota; Metazoa; Chordata; Mammalia; Primates; Lorisidae.